This is a messenger RNA of Sphaeramia orbicularis (orbiculate cardinalfish), 1318 nucleotides long. It is a transcript of the gene myoz2a, whose product is annotated as myozenin 2a. The record is from RefSeq and is a predicted model, not a curated record. Gene Ontology annotation, molecular function: telethonin binding; actin binding; FATZ binding. The transcript has 6 exons. NCBI's taxonomy places the organism in Eukaryota, Metazoa, Chordata, Actinopteri, Kurtiformes, Apogonidae. Gene Ontology annotation, cellular component: actin cytoskeleton; Z disc. Bases 227 to 1033 code for a protein of 268 amino acids.
CACCCACCCACUCAUUCAGUCGCUCAGUCGGGCUCAGGCUACAGCCCCCUCCGUGCCCACUCGCCCACCCUCCCCAUGAAGAGCUCCAGUGCUUUGGAGCGCGAGCACCCACACAGGUUACACCACCCAGUCUGACCCUGUCUCCUCUCACCUUUCUGACUUCCUACUCUGAAGAGACAGCCACAACUCCAGACCCCCCUCAGAGUCCUUCAGGACAGGGGCAACCAUGUCACGGUUUUCCACCAUGACAACCCAGGAGAGGAAAAUGCAGGCAGCAGCCAUCUGUAGAGAGGUUCUAGCUCAGGAAGAUUUAGAGAUGGAUCUUGGGAAGAAAAUGAAUGUGCCUAAGGACAUCAUGCUGGAAGAGCUGUCUCUUGCCUCAAACCGGGGCUCCCGCCUCUUCAAAAUGCGCCAGAGACGCUCAGAAAAAUACACUUUUGAGAGCUUUCAGAAUGAAACCAACACGCAGCUCAAUAGUGCAGCCAUUUCUCAAACUGAGAACGGUAAUGCCACAGAUGGACAAAGUGGUGAGAACAACUUGGGCGACGACCAGGCACCUAAGGAGGCAUCCAGCACACCAGACACAGAAAUGGUGCCAAAUCCAGACAGUAUCGCCCCAGGCUAUGGAGGUCCUUUGAAAGACAUCCCUCCGGAGAAGUUCAACAGAACGGCUGUGCCAAAGUCCUACCAUUCGCCUUGGGAGCAGGCGAUCAUCAACGACCCCACUCUGGCUGACACUCUCAUCUGCAGCAUGCCUGAGCCAGCAGCCCAGCCCGACCGACCCGGAUACAAAAGUUUCAACAGGGUGGCAACCCCGUUCGGUGGCUUCGGAAAAGCACCCAGACCUGCUCCUAUCAAGACCCUCCCAGUGGAAGCCCUCCCCGACUACCCUGAGCUCCAGGGAGAUGGGGCAGCAACGACACGACCCUCCUUCAACAGAUCUGCUCUGGGGUGGGUGUCAGCGGGGGGUUCCACCUCCCUCCCUGUUGUUUCCCUUGAGUCCAUGCUCAUCCCUGAGUCAGAAGACCUCUGAACCCAUAAUGAAGUCACACAGAGAUGCGGUCUACUUAGUUGCUGCACCCAGGGUUAAUGUGGGAGGGGUAACGUUUGGGUCAGAACAGAGUCAGGGUGACAGAAAGUGUCCCGGUGGGUGUCACUGCUUCAGUUAACAUGUAAGCCUCAUCCAUUGAUUUUCCAGCGAUGCAAUUCUUGUACAGCAGGCAGAAGCACAACUGCAACAAACAAUUUGUUAUAUAUGAAUGUAUUUUAUCUUACAGACAUAAUUUCCUCUCAAUUAAAUGAGAUAUAACAAAUCCUA